AACUUUGUGUUGCUGCUGCUGCUGGUUGUUAGGAGAAGGAAUGUGGAAGUCAGCAGUGUGGAGGGUGACAGGCUGCCCGUGCAAGCUGCAGGAGCGGCAGCAGCAAAAGCCUAAAUCCUUCUCCCGCGCAGAUUCUUCGCUUUCUCUUUUCUGUAUUUUUGGGAGACGUGCAGAAUUUUGCUUUCUCUCCCAUCAUAUUUAAAGGGAAGGUGCCGCGGUAGACACAGGAACUAUGCAACGGGGUUGCUGCUUUUCUCUCCUGUGACUCCGGAUCUGUUUUUGAAGAAGCUCAGGUUCUUCCCUUUCCCCUCCCCUUGACUUUGUCUUUCUCUCCCCCUCCACCGUUUUCCCCAAUCCGCCCCCCUCCCCUCCGCUUUCUCCCUUUCUAGUGUUUUUAAAGGACUUGAGUGAAGAGGGGGGGAAACUGUCAAGAUGGCAGCAGCAGGAGCAAGGAGGUUAUGAAUGUGUUGGUACUGGAUCUUCUCGCAGCCUUAGGGGAGACUUGAAGCUUCCAGACCUGUUGGAAGAUUUCUGCUUUGAUUUGCCCUUUUUUUUCUUGAGAGGCAAACGACGUCAGCAAGAACAAUUGCAAAACAAAACACCAAAGUGGCUCUUCCUUGCCCAGUUCAGCUUCUUGCGAAUAGCCUCCAUUCUAUUCUUUUUGGUUUUUGAAAGUAGCUCGGACUGGACUGGCAUGAAUUUAGAUGCAUAUUAACCCGUCCCCUGCCUUUGGGUCGAAACGAGGAGAGAAAGGGAACUGGGGGAAAAAGUCAUCGUGGUAAUGCAAGAGCCCUAACCUCGUCUGCCGAAGCAAGAAAGAAGCCUGAGCUGUUCUCUGAUGGAUACAGUGUAAUUUCUGUGGUGUGGUGCCUCCUCGUUGGUGGCAGGGUGGGGGUCCGAGAGAGAUCAGAAGACGCCACAGACUUUCUCUCCAUUGCCACGGAAGGAAGCACUUCUCCAUCUGCAUGGAGUGAAAUAUAAACAAACACACACUCCCAGUAGCAGAGCAGGCACGGAGCUGCACCACUCAACUGCGUUUGGCUGCUCCUUGCUUUAAAGGGACAACCCUCCCUCCCCAGUACCCUCCUCCUCCACCUCCUCACUUCCCCCUCCCCCCUCCCUAUCUCACUCUUACCCCCACCCCUCCCCCUCCCUCCUCCGCCCUACCUUCCUCCCUUCUUCCACGCCCCAGCCACCUUGUCCAGGAGAGACCUGCCUAUCUGACCGCCGCUGGGGGAGGGGGUUGCCCCAUCAGUGCCUAAUCCUCCGAUUGUCUCCACCCUCACCCCCCCCCCCGCACCCUCAGGCGGCGGCUGCUUUGGACUGGGAGUCGCUCGCUCUACCAGGUUCACGGGAAGGGACGUUUCCAGGUCUGCCUGUUCCCCUGGCUUGGCGAGGUACUGAUCUGGGAAGAGGAGGCGGCGGCAGUAAAGGUCCGCCGAGGACUUAAUUCCAGCUCAGGAUAACCAACUCUCUCCCCUAUUUCCCUCCCUUUCUCCCCCACCCCCCAGCCCUCCUCCCCGCAGGCAGCGAUCCUGAUCCUUAGCCUGUUCUCCCCCCCCUCCCCUCUUUCCCUCCCCCACUUUACCCCGCCCCAGCGAAAGAGCAAGGAGGAGAGCCACCGCUCGAGCUAGAGAGCGAGGGAGAGAGCGAAGGAGCGAGCAGCAGCAGGCAAAAGGCAGCCCAAGGGCCCGGGCGGCGAAGAUGGCAGAGGCGCCGUCCUCCCCGGCCCCGCUCUCGCCGCUGGAAGUGGAGCUGGACCCGGAGUUCGAGCCCCAGAGCCGGCCCCGCUCCUGUACGUGGCCCUUGCAGAGGCCCGAGCUGCAAGCGAGCCCGGCCAAGCCCUCGGGGGAAGCGGCCGCCGACUCCAUGAUCCCAGAGGAGGAGGACGACGAGGAAGACGACGACGGAGGCUGCGGAGCCCCUGGGGGCGGCGGAGGAGCCGGCACGGCCAUGGCCAUGGCCGGCGCGAGCGGCGUCCUUGGCCCGGGACUGCGCCCCGAGGAGGCGGCCCGGCUCCUGGCCCCUGGAGGGCAGGACUCGGGGUCCAGCGCGCCCCCCGGGGCAGGCGUGCUGAGCGGGGGGCAGCAGGCGCCACUGCAGCCUCCGCAGGCGCCGCUGCCGCUGCCUCCUCCGCCGCCGCCGCUGCAGCCGCAGCAGCCGCAGCAACAGGGGGCGAGCGGGGCCGCGGGGCAGCCGAGGAAAUGCUCCUCCCGGAGGAACGCGUGGGGAAACCUGUCCUACGCCGACCUGAUCACCCGGGCCAUCGAGAGCUCCCCGGACAAGCGGCUCACCCUGUCCCAGAUCUACGAUUGGAUGGUGCGCUGCGUGCCCUACUUCAAGGAUAAGGGCGACAGCAACAGUUCCGCUGGCUGGAAGAACUCCAUCCGUCACAACUUGUCCCUCCACAGUCGAUUCAAAAGGGUACAAAAUGAAGGGACUGGGAAAAGUUCUUGGUGGAUGAUCAAUCCAGACGGGGGCAAAAGCGGAAAGGCCCCUCGGCGAAGAGCUGUCUCCAUGGACAAUAGCAACAAGUACACCAAGAGUAGGGGGCGAGCAGCUAAGAAAAAGGCUUCUCUGCAGGCUUCCCAGGAAGCCACAGAAGAUAGUCCUUCCCAGCUCACCAAGUGGCCGGGCAGCCCCACCUCUCGAAGCAGCGAUGAGCUGGACACAUGGACGGACUUCCGCUCCCGAACCAACUCCAACGCCAGCACGAUAAGCGGGCGCUUGUCACCCAUCCUGGCGACCACUGAGCUGGAUGAAGUCCAGGAUGACGACCCGCCGCUUUCCCCCAUGCUGUAUAGCAACUCGUCAAGCAUGUCCCCAUCGGUCAGCAAACCGUGCACCGUGGAACUCCCACGGCUGACCGACAUGGCAGGCACGAUGAACUUAAAUGACGGACUGACAGACAACCUCAUGGAUGACCUCUUGGACAAUAUCACGCUCCCGCCCUCCCAGCAGUCACCAUCAUCAGGACUCAUGCAGAGGAGUUCUAGCUUCCCAUAUACUGCCAAGGGCUCGGGUCUGGGUUCUCCAUCAGGCAGCUUGAACAAUGCUGUGUUCGGCCCCUCUUCUCUGAACUCUCUGCGCCAGUCUCCCAUGCAGACCAUCCAAGAGAACAAGCCGGCCACCUUCUCUUCCAUGUCACACUACAGCAACCAGUCGCUCCAGGACCUGCUGACGUCUGACUCGCUGAGCCACAGCGAUGUCAUGAUGACUCAGUCGGACCCUUUGAUGUCCCAGGCCAGCACAGCUGUGUCUGCCCAGAAUUCACGGAGGAGCGUCAUGCUCCGCAAUGACCCAAUGAUGUCCUUCGCUGCUCAGUCCAACCAGGGAAGUUUGGUCAAUCAGAAUCUACUCCACCAGCAGCACCAAACCCAGAGUCCUCUUGGCGGUAACCGUGCCUUGUCUAACGCCGUCAACAGCAUGGGCUUGAGUGACGCCAAUGGCCUAGGGUCAGCCAAACACCAGCAACAGUCACCCGUCAGCCAUUCUAUGCAAACCCUUUCUGACUCACUCUCAGGGUCCUCUUUGUAUUCCACUAGUGUGAACCUUCCGGUCAUGGGCCACGAGAAAUUCCCAAGUGAUUUGGACCUGGAUAUUUUUAAUGGGAGCUUGGAAUGUGACAUGGAAUCCAUCAUUCGCAGUGAACUCAUGGAUGCCGAUGGGUUGGAUUUUAACUUUGAUUCCCUCAUCUCUGCUCAAAACGUUGUCAGUCUGAAUGUGGGGAACUUCACUGGUGCUAAGCAGGCCUCAUCUCAGAGUUGGGUGCCAGGCUGAAGGACCUUUGAGGAAAGGGGGAAUGGGCAAAGCAGACCCUCAAACUGACACAAGAUCUAAAGAGGAGGAAAUAAAAAACCCUUUGCCAAAUCUGCUCUCAGCAAGUGGACAGUGACACCGUUUACAGCUUAAUGACCUUUGUGAAUCAAUCCUGCAUCAUUCUCCUAAUCAAGCUGAGACUGUUAAUGGCCCCUCAUCCCCCCCAGCAAAGUUCCUAUUAAACUUAAGAACGUAUGCAAAAUCUUCCCUGUACAGGAUGAUGGAGCACUUUCCGUGGACACAGCACCCAACGCCUCUGCGCCAUCUUGUCAAGACACACUGUGUACCCUCUAACAGUAGUUUCCUGCCAAUGAUCACGUGGUGUUAUAGUAUAGCAAUGGUUUAUGGGCUAUUUUAAGUUUUGGUUUUAUGUUUGUUUUCUUUUCUCACUCCUGUGCCCAUGCAGUAGUUUUUGUUGUUGUUGUUUUUUAUUCUUUCUGUUGACUAGAUUCACCUACUCUUUCUUUCCCUGGCAAGUUGAAAACUUGGGAAGGAAGCAAACACUUGCCAGUUAGGUUACUGCUUCAGGAGUCCCAGACAUUGGAUCCCUCUGAUGCUAUAGACUGAAAGAGCAUAUUCUUUCAUGUUUUGUCUAAUAGAAAACUAUUCUCUUCUUAGAAACCUAACAAUGGCACAAUCAUUUUCCAAAAACAGGACAUAGCACAGGAGAAAUGAAGAACAGUGCAUCCUAUGCAGUGUUUUGUUUUGCUUUUUGAAAUUCUGAACGAGAAGAUUCUUUGGAGGGUCUACCAAAGAGACCCAGAAGCUGAUUUGCUAUUGUCUAAAUCAGGAUGGCCUGUGGUUUUUAUGGAUUGAUCCCAUUCAAUGUAGUGGACCAUCUACUUAUUGAUUGAAACAGCUAUUUUCAGGAGAGAAAUAAGCUAAGAUGCCCAUUCAUUGCCAAAUGCCACUUAGAAAUUUCCCCCCCCCCUUUUUUUUUGGAGGAAAGCAGGGGGAAAAGUAGUUCUGCUCUGAAUUGAAAGUGAGAUGAGGUUUUCUCAAGUAUAUGUCAGGCCUACAGUAGAUAACCUAUGUGAAAAGUGCAGACCAGACUGAUGGGGGAGUUUGGGUCUUUCAUAUUUCUUUGAAUACCUUUCCUUGAUUAUUUUCCACCUCAAUGUGUAAUCAGAUCUCCCAGAACUGUAGAAGGGAGAGAGACAAUACCCCACAAGCUGAUUUUUUGAUAUGAUCUUGGAUUAUAUUUGAACAAAUGAAACAGAAAUGAAAGGCCAUUUUAAACUUUUUGUUUUAUUUUUCAGGCUUUUCCAGAUUUUGGUGGUUUUUUCUUUUUUUUUUUAAAGUUAAUGGUGCUGUAUAGGUGCUUUCUGUUUAACCUGGAAAGUGUGAGUCUUUUUGUUAGUUUCUUUGGUAGGGAGUUGAGUUGGGUGUUCCAUUGGUACAGGGAGAAUCUGGUAUGAAGAAGCUCCAGUUACUCUAGCAUUGGAUCACUUGUCCAACAUGCUCUUUGAAGACUUGGUUUUUUUUUUUUUCCCCACUUUGGAUAAAAUCAUUAUGCAUAUAAAUGUAUAAAUAUAUUUUAUUAUGUAGAAUACAGAAAUGAAUAAUUAUGCAUGGGUGGUAAGAAUACAAACCUGUAUUCCAUCCCAAAGUUUCAGUGCAAAAGUUCUCACUGAUAGCAGUCCCAUGCAGCUACCUUCCAUGACACAUGAAACACACACGUGCACUUGCCACCAUCUGUCGAGCCCCUUUUUUGUUCCUUUACGUUAUCUUGGGGGCUGAUGUUGGUAGAAAUUAUACCUGGUGUGUUGGGCAUUCCAUUUGGUCUCUUAAUGCCCCGUCUCACCCCAACCCUGCCAUGCCUGUAUUGUCCUUUUUGAGUGAUGACCCUGUUUGUUUCAUCACGUUUCACAGAAUUUGUAUAUGCUUGUGUGGUUGUGGUUAUGGUAGACCAACAUGGACGUACCAAUUUUUUGAACAACUUAAGAUCUUAUCCUUUUCAUUGCAAAAGGUAGUAGUAAGUAUUCAGAUUGGUCAGUUUGUCAGUGGCAGGGACUUGCUUCCUGUAUUCCUUUACCAUAAUGAGAGUUUAAAAAUUGUACAAGUAAGACACCUGUCAAAUACUGCUUGCUAGUCCUCUCUGAAAAGCAAAAGGACUGCCUGGUCAGGCACUGGUGAAAGAGAAAUACCUCUCUCAAUCUUCAUUCCUCUGUCUGGAAAGGAGAAGCUAGCCAAGUGGGCCAGAGAGGAGGAAUGCACUGUUUUGUUAUUUGGUCAGAUGGCCUAAGUGGAACCAGCUGGUGGUAGGGAGCUGUUAGGCUGUAUGAGAGUUCAGGCUGCUCCAGCUAGAGAGCCUAGAGAUUGCAGCUCAGCUCCUGAGUUAUAAGGAAGUUGUUUCCUCUUUGUUGCUCUAGACCCCAAGAGUUGUUUGGGGGUGGGAGAGGGCAGGAAGUAGAUCAGAAAAAGUACUAAAAGUGUUUCAACUGAAAAAAAAAAGUAUUGACUUCCCUUCAGUUAUAUAGUAUCUCUUUCAUUCUCUACUUUUCCCACAUUUGAUAGGUUUUAAUCAGAAACUAUCUUGAGAAAUGUUUUGAACCCAGAUUAGAAUUUAAUCUGAGAUAGCUGAGUGCAAGAAAGCACGGGAUCAGGGAGCUACAGAACUGAACAGGAAGUCUUUUUUCCCCCCCCCUUAUUUAAUGACUCAGUGAAACAGCAGCUUAAGCAUGGGGUGUUCUAAGGGACUGAAUCCCUGAGCCAUGCAGGAGGGCUGCAAGAGGGACGGGGAAGGCCUGAUCCCUUCUGGUUCUGGACCUACAAUUGUUACAGUCUUCCCCUUUAUCCGCCCACUGGCUUGAAGUCUCCCAGUUCUAUACUGUGUCUCCUUCAGGAUGGAGCCUUGGGAGCUGAGGCUGAGCUAAAAGGCCAAAGAAGUAAGAUCCGUGCUAGAGUUGCAGCCAUACCUCUGUUAACCUGAGCUGGGUAGAGGUGCCACUUGUGGCUUUUGUCUCUCCCUACAGAUUAGGCUUAAAGGAUCAUCUGGAAAUACUAUGACUGACUUCUGUGUCAACAGAACUAAGUUGGAAAGCAAAGGGAGCGAACCCUACUCUCUCUGGCUGUUCUCAGAUCUAGGAUGCUAAAUAGAAAAUGCAGUUCCCAUAGCUGAUCUGAUAGCUAGCAUCAGCUAACCAAAUUGCAGUCCUUCCUAACCCUUCCUUCCCUACCCCCACCCCUUAGGGUAAUAUGGGAAGGGCUGCCAUUUUUUUUUUUUUAUAAGGAAACCAGAAGAGUAACUAAUGUUUCUAAUUAGACAUACACUCUGGGGAACUAUUCCCCUCUGAGACCCCUGCCCAAACACCUUUUACCAAAGUUAGGAAACAGCUUAAUCACAAGCUUUCCCUGUUAUGUACUCAAGUGCAGAAUAUGCAUUGCCCUUUUCAGGUUCAGGUAUAUCUUUAGCUGUGAAUGAAUCUGAAGUUGUUUUUCUUUUCUUUUUUUUUUUUUCCCCUCAUCUACCAUAAUGUUAUUCUUGCUGAAAAAGUCAUUUGGUAGAUGUGUGUCAUUAUUUUUUUUUUUUUACUUUAAAAAAAUCUCUCCUGUUAAUCAGAGGAGGAUGUUUGAUACAGUACAAAGCAGGCUUUGUGGUAUUUUGUGUGUGUGUGUGUGUGUGUGUGUGUGU
Messenger RNA from Vombatus ursinus (common wombat), 7453 nucleotides. It is a transcript of the gene FOXO3, whose product is annotated as forkhead box O3. Bases 1705 to 3780 code for a protein of 691 amino acids. Lineage: Eukaryota; Metazoa; Chordata; Mammalia; Diprotodontia; Vombatidae. Gene Ontology annotation, biological process: regulation of transcription by RNA polymerase II. The record is from RefSeq and is a predicted model, not a curated record. Gene Ontology annotation, cellular component: nucleus; mitochondrial matrix. Gene Ontology annotation, molecular function: RNA polymerase II cis-regulatory region sequence-specific DNA binding; DNA-binding transcription factor activity, RNA polymerase II-specific. The transcript has 3 exons.